GCCGUGAGAAUGGUUAAUUUAUAUAGCUAAUCUGUCUAGAAAUUCAAAUUAUGAUCAAUAGCAAAGCACUGUCGGUGUUGUUUAGAAAAAGACGCACAAAAAUUAAAUCCGCACUAUCGCACAAUAAAAUCAAUAAACUUCUGUUGUGAAGUGAAUUAAUAAGUUGGAGCACAGUUGGGCGAGGAAACGUGAACAAACCAGAACGCAGAAAGAUACUCGGGAGUGACGCAGCUGAGCACAACAGAGUACUCUAGGCGGGCCUUUAAGGAAACCGAUAAUCCCGAUCACCAGCUGUUUGUGUUUGUUUUCAUUGUGUUUUUCAACUUUCUUUGAUGAACAGGGAUUGAAUUAUACAACAAAUUAGAACAGUUGGUGAUCAGAGUUAAUUUCACCAAUCACCAGUGGUAUCUAUCAUCCAACAAUGCGGAUAUUGUGCAAAGGGUUCAACUUCUGCAAUCAGCUCAAUGCUGAGGGCCACACUGUGGAGAGAUUUUGCACCACUCUGGAUAGUGACUCUAUCAAUUAUUUUCAGUUAAGCCACACUUUUUCAGUAGCCCUAAUAAAUGAUAAACUAUACCUAAAUUGUAAUUUAGUUGACAAAGAUCAAAUAGACCUUACAGGUGUUGGCAAAAUAAAGAAAAUAACUGUGUCAGAUAACUCUAAUAAUGCUAUACAAAUAUUGAACAGCUGUGGAGACAUAUUUAAAGUUUCAUUCGAUGAUUUUGUUGUAAGGCAAUUACCAAAAUUUGUUGAUAGCGAAGAUGUAAUCAAAAAUAUUAGCUCUUAUUCCAAGUUAAAUGCAGCAUACACAGAAAAAGGUUGUUUAUACAGCAUUCCAGAACGUCUAGAGUUUGAUAAUAAAGACAUUGUUGAUAUGCAGACUGGUAGAGAGCAUGGUGUUUUACUGGAUAAAUGGGGCAAAGUUUUUACAUUUGGUUCAGGAAGACUUGGACAGUUAGGAACUGGAUAUUUGGAAGAUCAUCAAAAUCCAGUAAUAGUCGAGGCUCUAGGUGGUAUUACAAUAAUUCAAAUUGCUGCAGGUGGUUGGCAUUCUUCAGCCAUUAGUCGAGAUGGGGAUUUGUAUGUUUGGGGAUUGAAUGUAUCUGGGCAAUUGGGCUUAGCAAAACCUGAUGAAGAAAUCAAAAAGAAUGUAUCAGUCAUGGCAACUCCUCGUGUUGUUGAUAUACAUGGAUGUGUGGAGAAUAAUGUUAUUCAGGUAGCUUGUGGAAGCAGACAUACAAUAGUUCUAUUAGAUAACAAUGCUCUUUAUGGAUGUGGAUGGAAUGAGUACAAACAACUAAAAAAUGAUGAACAGAAAAACUAUAAUUUCUUUGUCUUCAUUGAAGAUUUUUCGCAAGAACGUAUUGAGAAAAUUUUAUGUGGUCCCUGGAAUUCGGCUGUGAUAUGUAAAUGAAAAAUAUUUUGUAUUGUACUUACCUGGAAACACCUCGUCUUUGGAAUAAGUAAAGUAAAGGUAACAUUUUGAGUGCACAGAUUUAAUUUCCUAUCUCUGUUAACAAUAAUAUGUACGUUAUGAUUGUCCAAUAUAUAUUCAGGUGCUGGUUUCUUUUCUGGACACCUCUCUUUUCAGAACUGAAGAAAUAAUAAUUGUCAAAUUUCUGGUUACCUACCUAAUUAAAGAAAAAAUAAUUGAAAACUAUAACCUUUUUAAUAGAGUAUAUCUAUGUUUUAAUAUUUAGGAAAAUUAGAAAAAAGGAAUUUGAAAAUGAGCAUACUCCCAUCACAAACAACAAAAAAAUGUAUGUAUGUGUGUAUGUAUGUCUGGGACAAUAAAGCAUAUUUUGAUUUGAUUUCAAUGAUUUUUAAUGACCUUUCAUUGACGAAGCUGAGCUAUUGGAAAGCUCAACAACUUCAUGAAGUAGUUUCAGAGCUGUCAAAAGUAUCUUUGAUUUUGAAUAGUAUCUAGUUUAACUAGAUAAGUUACUUUUGGAAAAAGUAUCUGAAGUUACUUUAGGUAUUUGUGUUCAAG
This is a messenger RNA of Ceutorhynchus assimilis (cabbage seed weevil), 1990 nucleotides long. Lineage: Eukaryota; Metazoa; Arthropoda; Insecta; Coleoptera; Curculionidae. The record is from the annotation of a GenBank genome assembly.